Molecule: messenger RNA, 357 nt
Organism: Strongylus vulgaris
Lineage: Eukaryota; Metazoa; Nematoda; Chromadorea; Rhabditida; Strongylidae
Source: the annotation of a GenBank genome assembly
AUGGAGUUUGAGGUGGAGACGGCAGCUCUGAAAGUGUCCUUCCAAUUAGCAGAAUCUGUAAAUGAUCUGCUUGCAAUUGCUGAUGAAAACUCGGAUGUUGUAGGCUUGCUGUUCGCUCAUCCUAAGGGAAGAGAAAGCAAAAGAGAGGAAUUGUCAAGUCCAAGAACGAAAACACCUUUUGCCCAACUUGCUCCAGCAAAGUCUUCAUCCAGAAUAUUAAGCGACGCUGUUGUGCAACCGGCAGCAAAAGCUGAGGCCAUACGCUUGUUCGACGGUCCGUGCCAUUUCCUUCCACCUGUUUCUCAUCUUGCCCCGAUAUUUAUCGCUCAGUGCUUAGCACCUCCACCUUCGGUGUAA